This is a messenger RNA of Octodon degus (degu), 1743 nucleotides long. RefSeq names its product NFKB inhibitor epsilon (gene Nfkbie). The record is from RefSeq and is a predicted model, not a curated record. The transcript has 6 exons. Gene Ontology annotation, cellular component: cytosol. Gene Ontology annotation, molecular function: protein binding. Gene Ontology annotation, biological process: signal transduction; cellular response to lipopolysaccharide. Lineage: Eukaryota; Metazoa; Chordata; Mammalia; Rodentia; Octodontidae. Bases 86 to 1123 code for a protein of 345 amino acids.
GCGAGCGCAGUCGGCGCGGUGGACGCGGCGGAGCUCGGCGCCCUCGCCGCCGCCGGCGGACGGCGACCGGGAAGGGGCUGGCGAUAUGUCUGGAACGCGCAAAGACCCGGCGGAAGCAGACGACAGCCAGUGCGACUCGGGAAUCGAGUCGCUGCGCUCCUUGCGUUCGCUGCCGGAGUCCGGCCCGGCAACCCCGAGCGCCGCCAAGGAGGACGAGGAGAGCGUGCACACCUACUCGGCCUACGCCUCCGCCCCCGCCUCCGCCUCGUUUAUUGAGCCCCUGCCCCUCCCCGGGGUCUCCGAGCCUGAGGCCCCCCGCCCCGGUUCGCCACUGCCCGCCGCGAGUCCCCUUAGCGCCCAGCAGCUCGAAGCGCUCACUUACAUCUCCGAGGACGGCGACACGCUGGUCCACCUGGCAGUGAUCCAUGAGGCCCCAGCCAUGUUGCUGUGCUGCCUGGCCUUGCUUCCCCAGGAGGUCCUGGACAUUCAGAAUAACCUCUACCAGACUGCUCUGCACCUGGCUGUACAUCUGGACCAGCCAAGUGCUGUUCAGGCCUUGGUGCUGAAAGGGGCCAGCCGGACGCUGCAGGACCGGCACGGUGACACAGCCCUGCACGUGGCCUGCCAGCGCCAGCAUCUGGCCUGUGCCCGCUGCCUGCUGGAGGGGCAGCCAGAGCCAGGCCGAGGACCAAUCCACCCCCUGGACCUCCAGCUGCAGAACUGGCAAGGCCUGGCCUGCCUCCAUAUCGCCACCCUGCAGAGGAACCAGCCGCUCAUGGAGCUGCUGCUGCAGAAUGGGGCUGACAUCGAUGCCCAGGAGGGCACCAGUGGGAAGACAGCCCUGCACCUGGCUGUGGAAACCCAGGAGCGGGGCCUGGUGCAGUUCCUGCUGCAGGCGGGUGCCCAGGUGGAUGCCCGCAUGCUCAAUGGCUGCACACCACUGCACCUGGCUGCUGGCCGUGGCCUGGGCAGCAUCUCAUACACACUGUGCCAGGCUGGUGCUGAUGCCCUGUUGUUGAAUGUGGAGGAUGAGACACCCCAGGACCUGGCUGAGGAUCCGCUCACUCUCCUGCCCUUCGAUGAUCUGAAGAUCUCAGGGAAGCCACUGCUGUGUGCUGACUGAACUCGGGUAGGGAGCCUGGGGGCCGGAUGUGCUGCACUUGGACCCCUACUGGCUGCCCUUCCGGCAUCCUAAGGACUGAGGCCCAAGCCUAGGGCAGGACAGUCCUGAGUUGAGAGGAGUCUAGAAGAAGAGCUCCCGGUGGACUGGACACCCAAAACCCAAGGUGUCCUGGUGAAUCCUAGGCACCCCUCGGAGAUUGCAGAGGCAGUGGAUUCCACCAGCAUCAGCCACCCUGCAGGUGCCAUCCAGGGAGAAGGCCUGACUGCUCCCAAGUGAGAAGAGACUGAAACAGCAAAGCAGGGCCCCUAGGGUACCACCUUCCUGCUGUUGAGAAUUCAAGCCUGGCACAGGUGGUGAUGUGGGCCUAUAUUUUCAGCUACUAAGGAGGCUGAGGCAAGAGGAUCACAAGUUUGAGUCCUGCCUGGGCUCUUUAGAGAGACCCUGUCUCAAAAUAAAAAAGGCUAAGCUGUAGCUCAAGGGUAGAUCACCCCUGGGUUGAACACCCAGUACUAGAAAAAGAAAGAAAGAAAACACUUGUCUAAAGACUUCACAGAGGGCCCUGCUUCACACAGUCUUUGGGGGCAGUAAUGACACUAAAAUACUAGCAAAGACUUGAAAGU